AUGCUUACCAGACGUAGUAUACAGUAUACCAGCUUAAGGCACCUAUCCACCACCUCCACUCUACUCAAUCAACAAGGCCCACCACCACCGUCACAAUCCAAUGACAAGGAUCAAAUAAAAACAUACACCAAGAAGGACAUAAAAUACGGCCCUCUUUCACAAGCACAACAAGCAUACCUUGAUCGUGUCAUCCGAGUUGAUCAAGCUGGUGAGCUAGGUGCCAAUUACAUCUACAAAGGUCAAUAUUUCAUUCUUGCAAACAAGUACCCUCAUUUAAAACCCAUUUUGCAACACAUGUGGGAUCAAGAAAUCCACCAUCACAAUACAUUCAAUCAAUUGCAGACACAACGUCGAGUACGUCCUUCGCUCUUGACUCCACUUUGGAAAUUGGGUGCCAUGGGGAUUGGAAUGGGUACUGCAUUAAUUAGUAAAGAGGCGGCAAUGGCUUGUACUGUUGCUGUUGAGACUGUGAUUGGUGGUCAUUAUAAUCAACAAUUGCGGGUGUUGACUAGUCAAUAUGGAGUUAAGUUGCAAGAUAAGGAGAGUGGUGAAGUGUUGAGUAAGGAGGAUGUGAAUAAGACUGCACAAGUUAGUGAUGAAUUACAAAGUUUGAAGAAUCAAAUUAGUCAAUUCAGAGAUGAUGAAUUGGAACAUUUGGAUACUGCUAUUGAACAUGAUGCCAAGAAGGCAGUUCCUUAUAUCUUGUUGACUGAGGGGAUCAAAUUGAUUUGUAGAGGUGCUAUUUGGACUGCUGAGAGGGUAUAA
Lodderomyces orthopsilosis Co 90-125 is the source of this 765-nucleotide messenger RNA. Its product is annotated as putative monooxygenase. The coding region runs from base 1 to 765 and encodes 254 amino acids. Gene Ontology annotation, biological process: ubiquinone biosynthetic process. Gene Ontology annotation, cellular component: mitochondrial inner membrane. The record is from RefSeq and is a predicted model, not a curated record. Gene Ontology annotation, molecular function: 3-demethoxyubiquinol 3-hydroxylase activity. NCBI's taxonomy places the organism in Eukaryota, Fungi, Ascomycota, Pichiomycetes, Serinales, Debaryomycetaceae. The transcript has a single exon.